UUGUGUAAACCAAUUCAACGGGUGUAUAUUUUUAACUGCCGCCACAGUUGGAUGCGCCUUCUAUCCAUUUAUUCAAAAAACAUAACCGACCGGUCACUUUUCUACAACUUUUUUUAAUUGUGUGUGAGUAUGUGAGAGUCUCUCACAGUGCGCCUGCCUGUUGACCGAAUAGUUGUUGCAUUGCAAUAGUUAGUCAGUGGCCGUUUGUAGCGAUGUCGUCAUCACUAUAUAUACUUUAUUACGUUAUUGUGUAGCGCCUUUUGAAUGAAUUACAAAAAAUCGCAACUUAAAUCCAUCACUUAAGGACAGAGGAACUUUAAAUUUAGAAAAAUAGUCGCGAUGUGUUUUGUGUUUUAAGUUCUUCGUCGCCCGCAUUCCUAAUUUUUGAAUAUAUUAAAGACAUGCGACAGAGGUGAUUAAAAACAUGGAUAACAAGAACGAAGUAACAAAAUUCAUCAAUACCAAUUUAAUCACAUUAAAAUGCGUCUUGUUCUGCUUUUUCGGAGCGUUGGGAUGCCUCUUUCCGUACCUACAGUUGCAUUUAAAUAAGAAAAACUUCACCAUUGAAGAAUCAAAGCUAAUAUCAAUCGUUGCGCCCUGUUUGGCGUUAUUAGGUCCGCUUGUCGUAGGUCCAGUAGCCGAUAAACUUGCUGGAGGUUCAAAGGGCGUACCAAGAAGUAAAAAUGGAACGUAUCUACGUGUUAUGAUCUCAGUUUGUCUGAUCCUGUCGAUUGUGUUCUAUUGGGUUUUGUUCGCGUUACCCGCAAUUGAGCCCUGUGUCUUAUCUUCGAUUGAUUCCCCGCAAUGCCACAACUCCUACAACUUGCCAAAGGAUCAAUAUGCACGAACUAACAGAGGCCCUUAUAUAGAAUUGGUAUGCGACGAAUCUGGAGGUGAAGUGCUGGUCGAAAAUUGUGGAUAUACAGAUACCUGUACUCAAUGGGAGUCUGAUGUGGUGGCAAAUUUUUACGUAACGAAUUGCACACACACAUGCCGCGACGGGGACGAAACGACACCGUUUCCUGACUUUGACACCAGUACCUCAGUUGAUGACGAAGAAGGCGAGGCAUCUGGACCAAUUGAAGCUGAUUUAUCUGUUGGGAGAAUUAAACCGAACUUGCCUCCGAGACCUCUACCACACGAACAUCUCUGUUUCAUGAACGAGCUCAACCAAUCUGUUUGCGAAGUGUAUGCAUCACAUUCGCAUCCUAUACAGUUGCGUCUACCUCUGCAACGUAGUCAAAAUGACACAAAAAAACAGAGAGUUUGCGCUUAUCCUAUACGUGGAAAUGAUUUUUAUUGCCGCGUUGGCCCACAGUUCGAAAGGAUUUAUCUCAAGAGCAACGUUACGUCCACGUGUAAUCAACGAGUUAGAUGCGCUAUCGAUAAUCCAUUCAAUUCCAUUAGUAGUAUAUUCAUCGAGCUACAUUGCGAUCGUGACGAGUCUAUCUUUUGGAUUUAUCUGUUUGUGCGAGGAAUAGGCGAUAUGUUUCCAACCGCCGCGCUCGUACUUCUGGACGCGGCCGUUGUGAUCGCGACGCGCGAAACGUCGACGGGGCGAGGCGACGCUGGAAAGCAGUUUGCAGCGGGAGCUUUCGGUUUCGCAAUCUUCCCGGCAAUCACUGCCGCAAUAGACGCGGACAUCGCUCCUUUUAUUAUAUUUACUGUGUUAAUGGCGGUGACUAUUCUCAUUCUAAUUUUCGACUCCAAUAUGCCGUUAAGUCCUCCUGAGUGGUGGUGGCAUACAAGGUGCGGAUUGCUUGCAAUGGAAAUGUCCGCAGUACGCAAAUACGGUUUGGAGACGGCAGCUUUAGGAUUUGUUCUUCUACUUUUGGGAGUAUUUUGGAAUGGAAUUGAUCCGUACCUCCCUUGGCAUAUCAUGGCACAGUCUGGCGAUACUUUAAAUGUCGCCUUAACUGUAACGGUUGCGGCUUUACCCGCCGUUUUGUUCCUAAUAUUUAUCGAGAGAAUUGUCGAUUACUGCGGCCAUACGAAUCUACUUAACGCUGCAUUCGCGUUCUAUAUCAUGCACUACAUUGCAUUAUCCUGCAUUACGUCGCCUUGGUUGUAUCUAAUUUGCGAGGCGUUGGAAAUAUUUACCUUGCAUAUCGUAUGGGUCACUGCCGUUUUAUACCUCCGCCACUUAAUACCUCGUCAGUUUACUGUAUCGGGUCAAGCACUGCCUGUGAUUACUCACUUCUGCAUAGGAAGGCUUAUUGGAACGAUCCUGUCUGGUUUCGCUUAUCCCAGAGACGGAUGGAACGUCUUGGAAGUAUACGAAGGAUUCGCUUCCGCCGCCGCAAUAAUAGCAAUUGUAUAUUUCCUGCUGUAUCAGCUAUAUUUAAAACCGAAAUGUGCAGCUCCAUUUGUUGAAUUGGAACGACCUUCACCUGCGCUCAUACAAAAUUCGAAUGGCAAUGGGGCCUACACACCAUUGAAAGUGUAUCACAAUAGCAAAGCAAAGAAAGGGCAAUUUAAAUAUUAAAUAUGACGAGAACCACCACAACUUCGUGUUUUCAAUUCUGUGUUGUUUAGUUCAAAGCGGUGAUGUGAGUGGGUACCGCUUACCAAUCAAUUUUUUUACCUAUUUUAUAAUGAAAUCGUAAUUAACACGACCGCGUGCUAUUUUUAUAAAGUAACAAUUUUAUUGUUGUAGAUUAUAAUAUUUCCAAAUAUUUAUUAAUGUUAAAUUAUCACAAAUGUUACUUCGCUUUAAACAACUAUUGAUGUAUUUUAAUAAAAUAACUUCCCAAAGAAA
Messenger RNA from Photinus pyralis (common eastern firefly), 2758 nucleotides. RefSeq lists its product as uncharacterized. The coding region runs from base 425 to 2485 and encodes 686 amino acids. The transcript is spliced from 12 exons. The record is from RefSeq and is a predicted model, not a curated record. Gene Ontology annotation, cellular component: membrane. Lineage: Eukaryota; Metazoa; Arthropoda; Insecta; Coleoptera; Lampyridae.